AACGAAACAUUGUACUUCCGGAUGUUGGUAAUUCGGCCUUACCAAAACACACCUGUCCGGCAAAGUGAAAGUUCUCUGAUGAAUGCAGGUAUAGACGUACUUUGGAAUUGUGUUUGGAACUGCAAACCAACACAUGCAAACUGUAAAUACUCAGAGGACAUAUUAUAGUACAGAUUAGGUCCACUAAUAAAGCAGAAAGACAGUAGAAUGAAAUUGGGAAAGAAAAACCAAAGAUGUUGACCAGGGCAUUAAUAGGAGAUAUAAUGUGUCUACAGAAUUUAAUAGGAGAUCUUACAUCAUUAUAUGGGGAAAUAAUGACAUAAAUAUGAGUGAGUCUGCUAUAUAAUAGGCUUGGUAUGUUCUAUGACAUUGAUGAGCCAUGAAGGAUACAAUAAUUAUAAGUAUUUGUCUGGCCGUGCUGUGCUCCAUGCCCAUCAGUACAGGGACUUUUUACACUGUGUACAAUGUGAGUAGUGAUAAUCAGCCUCUUACACAGAUAACUAUAGAUACACAAAAUGGACAUUUGCAUGUGGGAGGCAAAAAUAUUAUUAUACAUUUAAACCCAGAUUUAAAUGUGGUACAGGAACAUGUCAUCGGACCAGUGCUUGACAAUGUUAACUGUCCUCCAUCACCUUUGACCUGCAGUGAAAGUCGGAAAAUGUCCCCUAAUCAUGUCCGUGUCUUGGAAAUUAACGAUCAAAAAGAUUUCAUACUGAUGUGUGGUUCAGCCAAUCAGGGACUGUGUUCCUGUCUUUCCCUGAACAAUGUUUCAUCCAAUCAUACUCUAGUUGCCAAAGACAGUGUAAACUUCAUCGGAACUACAUCUCCUUCCACAGUUUCAGUCGUAUUUGGAUCUCCUAACCAGCAGUCUGAUAGUACAGAUAAAGUCUUAUAUGUCGCCAUGGGAAUGGACCACAGAGACGUUCAAUUCCGUCCAAAAAUUAUGUCAACACGAGAAUUUAACUAUAUCGAUUCAUAUUGGAGCUUGCUUUAUUAUGUACAUCAGAAAACGCUUGGUACCUACUUAACAGCCGACGAUUCUGUCCAGGAUUUAUUCCAGUCGUACUACAUCUACUCAUUUGAGUACAGAGAUUAUAUAUAUCAUAUCUCCGUACAAAUGAGAGACCCGUUUGGUAAUCGGACAGAAAAUAAUGUUUUUGUAUCCAAAAUAAUACAAAUAUGUAAAGAUGACGUGGCGUACGCCUCGUACACAGAACUCCCUCUUCAGUGUGAACAUAACGGGAAACUAUACGAGAUUGCAACCGAUGCUUUCCUUGCAGACGCACCAAAACUACUCAAAGCAUGGGACAAGAAGUUAUUUGUUACCUUUGGUGUGAAUAGACAGCUCAAUCCAAACCCAGAAGAAAACGAAGGAUCCGUCAUGUGCUUUUUUGAUUUCAGUGAUAUAUUGAGCAAACUUUUAGCCCUCCAAAAAGACUGCUUUUUGGGGAAUGCUAUACAACCAGCCUGGGUAUACGGCAGAGAUAUAACAGCGCCAAAGAUGUGUGCGGCUGGUGACUUCGACAGAACUCCUUUCUGUGGUAGUUCAGUUAAUAUUGGCAUUCAAAACCAUCUACCAGAACACCGCUUACGGAGUAUGGCCACCAUUCAUAUUUCAAACAAUGUGUUGACGUCUGUUGCCGUGGUGACACAGGAAGAGGAUACAGUGGCUGUGAUGGGAACAUAUGAUGGACAUCUGCUUAAAACCAAGGUUGAUGACGAUCACGACUUGAUGACACCCUACCUGGACAUGGACCUGACAGGGAACACCAACAUUCCUAUACAACAGGACAUGCAGGUCGAUACCACCGAGAACCAUGUGUACGUCUUGGCUGGUAGUCAGGUUGUCAAGUUCCCCCUUGGUACCUGUGAAGUGUAUAGCACAUGUGAAACAUGUGUUACUGCAGAUGACCCUCUCGUAUGUGGAUGGUGUGUUGACCGAUGUACGAAGAAAACAGAAUGUAUCAAGCCGACACAGUCCCUAGGUACCCUGACAACAUGGAGUCUAGACACCUGCUCUCCUGUCAUAUAUUCCAUCACCCCAGACACUGGUCCUUUUGAGGGGCAAACCCCUAUCACCAUCUACGGCAACAACUUUGGUUCCAAGCUCGCUCAGGAGAUUCAGGCUCGUGUUGGCAAUUUGGAAUGUGUUCCCAGCUACAGCAACUUCACAAGUUUAGUUUGCAUCGCCCCAUCAGUGACAGAGGCCAACACACUACCGGUGUCUGUGAAGAUUUCUGAUGAUACCAAAACAGGAAUUAAGUAUAAGAUAAUGGGGACAUAUUCUCUACAGUCAACCCUCUUCAGUUAUAAGUUACCAAAAAUGGCUAAUUUUACUCCCAGCUUUGGACCGGUGUCUGGUGGUACAACUUUAGUUAUCAAGGGAGAUAACUUGGAUAUCGGAAAAGAUCGCUCUGUGAAGGUAGUUAACUUCCCAUGCACUCUAAAAAGUUACAAUGCAACCAUGAUAAUCUGUGAGACGACAACCUGGACCCCUGGUGGGUCUGAGCGGAUGUUAAACGGUCCAGUGGUGGUGAUAAUAGAUGGCACAGAUUUCCCGAUCUACACAGACUUCACCUACAUGGCUGACUCAUCCAUCAAUAAUGUGGCUCCACCUCGAUCCAUGGCAAGUGGCGGUAUUAAACUGACCGUGACGGGGACAAAUUUACACAUUGUAGCCGAUCCCCAGAUAGGAGUCACGAUUGUCAAAACCAAGAGGACUCCUCCAACUCAGAAAUGUAAAGCUGUUGCUGAUGGCCGCACUAUGUACUGUCCGUCAGUCAAUAUCACCAGAUAUGUGGAUGGACAACUCCCUACCCGGUCCGAAGAAUAUCACAUUUGGUUCAAAAUGGAUGGCAUAAAGGAGGUUGGUCAGAAGAACGUUGUGGACCAAGUGUGGACAAUAUUUAGAUAUUAUCCCGACCCUGUCUUCCACAUGUUCAGCGACAGUGGACAUUUACGAAACAUGGACAUUACUGAGACAACUUUGGACAUUAAGGGAGAGCACUUAAACCUAGGUAUAUCUAUGGCAGAUAUUAUUGUCAAGGUAGGGACCAAAGGAACGUGUAAUGCCACCAAACUAAAGGACACUGUCAUGUCCUGUACCCUGUACAGCAUGCCUACCGAAGCGUCAUCACAGAAAUAUCGUGUUACAGUGACUGCAGGUGGGAUAAAUAAAGAUAUAGGGUUCCUGGUGUUUGCCGCUGCGGAGACUGCACCUGCAACCAUGACCAUCAUCCUCAUUGUAAUCAUCGUUAUCGUUGUAAUUCUUUUGAUAAUCACAGUCAUUAUUUUGAAGAAAAAGGAAAUGUGGAUAUUCAAAAAGCCAUCUGAUCCCUACAUGGCACAUUACCAAGCUGUCCGCACUGAUGCUAAUGGCCAAAGGAUGAUAGACAGUCAAAAUCGAGCCAAUGAUUACACAGAACAGCGGAUGUCCGAGAGUGGAGCAGCAGCCUCCCUUCUAUCUGGUAUUGAUGAUGACACACUGUUGGUUCUCCGAGAUAAAAACCUUCUGAUAGAACGAGAGUGGCUCACACUGGGUGAAAUCCUAGGGAGAGGUCACUUUGGCUGUGUACAUAAAGGUUUCCUGACCUUGCCGGGUGCAAAAGAAGAUACACUAGUGGCUGUGAAGUCUUUACAUAAUGACAGCCCAAGAGAAAUAGAUGUACAGAGUUUUCUUGAGGAGGCCAUGCGUAUGAAAGAUUUCCACCAUGAGAAUGUUCUGACUCUGACCGGGAUCUGUUUUGGAAUGGAUGACAUGCCCUUGGUGGUACUGCCGUAUAUGAGUCAUGGUGACCUCCUAUCUUACAUACGUAAUGAAGAAAAUAAUCCUACAAUCAAGGACCUGAUAGUUUAUGGAAUAGACAUAGCCCAGGGUAUGGACUACCUCUCUGGACUCAAGUUUGUUCACAGAGAUCUAGCUGCCAGAAACUGUAUGUUAGAUGAGAACUUUCAAAGCCCUGGUAGCUGACUUCGGCCUGUCCAGAGAUAUCUAUGAACGUGACUACUACAGCAGUGACAAUAAGAAGAGUAAACUACCAGUUAAGUGGAUGGCCCCAGAAUGUCUUGAGAAGGGAAACUACAACUCAAAAU
Messenger RNA from Pecten maximus, 4092 nucleotides. RefSeq names its product hepatocyte growth factor receptor-like. The record is from RefSeq and is a predicted model, not a curated record. The transcript is spliced from 18 exons. Gene Ontology annotation, molecular function: protein tyrosine kinase activity; ATP binding; protein binding. NCBI's taxonomy places the organism in Eukaryota, Metazoa, Mollusca, Bivalvia, Pectinida, Pectinidae. Bases 380 to 3970 code for a protein of 1196 amino acids. Gene Ontology annotation, cellular component: semaphorin receptor complex. Gene Ontology annotation, biological process: regulation of cell shape; positive regulation of axonogenesis; protein phosphorylation.